Trichoderma reesei QM6a is the source of this 1359-nucleotide messenger RNA. RefSeq lists its product as uncharacterized. The transcript is spliced from 2 exons. Bases 1 to 1359 code for a protein of 452 amino acids. Gene Ontology annotation, molecular function: monooxygenase activity; FAD binding. NCBI's taxonomy places the organism in Eukaryota, Fungi, Ascomycota, Sordariomycetes, Hypocreales, Hypocreaceae. The record is from RefSeq and is a predicted model, not a curated record.
AUGAAGAUCGCCAUCAUCGGUGCUGGCAUUGCCGGAUGCGCAGUGUACCUCGAGCUGAAGAAGCAUCUGCCAAAGAUCGAGGCAUUUGCCGAAGACCACGAGAUCACGAUCUACGAGGCCUACGACACCGGGAAAGAUGUCACCUCAGACGAUCGAGAAGAAGGCCCGACGCAUUCGUCUACGCUCAUCGUCGGCGGCGGGCUGGGCAUCGCCCCCAACGGUCUCGGUGUGAUCCAGCGCCUCGACGAAGCUCUCCUCCGAGAUGUGACGCGUGGUGGAUACGUGAUAUCGCGAUCCAACAUGAAGAACAAGAAUGGGAGCCUGCUCAUGUGCAUCGACAUCAACAGCCCCGAUGCGAGCGAGCCAGCGAGUCCCUUGAAGAAGCUCAACAUGGUGGCAUGCAGCCGUCACUCCCUUUGGAGAUGCCUAAGGACUCGCAUCCCGGACACGGCCAUUGUGAAUAAGCGAGUGUCGCAGGUCAUCGCCAACCCAGAGGGGAGACACGCGAUCCAGUUUGUGGACGGAAGCAACGCGGUAGAGGUGGACCUCGUGAUCGGUGCCGACGGUGUCAAGUCAAUCACCAAGAGAGCGCUAUUUCCCGAUGCCGCAGAAGAUCCAUAUCCGCCUCAUUAUGAAGGCCUUGUCGGUAUCGGAGGCUUCAUCCCGGCCGCUGGUCUGGAAGAAUACGUCGAGAAGGGGUCCAUGAACUUCAUCCAUGGCGGCAACGGCUUCUUUGGCUAUUUCUUUUCGGAGAGCGAUCCUUCGGAUCCGAAUCGCGAAUCUCCCUAUGACGUGUCCAAGCCAGGAGAUACGCUCGCCUGGUGGUCCACAUAUGAGAUUAAGGAAUGCCCGGAUCGCAAAACUCUUGAUUUGGCAGACAUCUCCAGACGGCUGCGGGAGAGACAUGCACAGUGGAAAGAUCCAGUCAUCCAGAGAGUCAUUAGAACCGCCCGAGUAUCAAACAUGUAUCCCACCUGGACGUCGCCACCUUUGCCUACCUGGGAGUGCGAUGGUGUUGUCUUGCUUGGAGAUGCAGCCCAUGCUCUUCCGUCGACUUCCGGCCAGGGCGUAUCGCAAGCGUUGGAGGACUGCGAAUCCUUUGCUCUAUUUCUGGCGCAUCAACUGGCGCGGGGAGACUCGAGCAGUCCCAUGACGCAGAGACAGGCCGUCACCAAGGCCGCGAGACAGUAUAUGGAUCUUCGGAAACCACGCGUUACAGAGAUACUCGAAAGUGCGAAGAGAAUUCAGAAUGUGAAGCGCGACAUGGGCAUCAUCCGCGAGUAUGCAAUGUAUUCCUUCUUCAAGCUCAUGGGUGAGUUGGAAUGUUAUAGACUGGCUUUCCCAGCAAUUAGAAACUGA